Messenger RNA from Patiria miniata (bat star), 1696 nucleotides. RefSeq names its product iron-sulfur cluster assembly 1 homolog, mitochondrial-like (gene isca1). Gene Ontology annotation, cellular component: mitochondrion; cytoplasm. The transcript is spliced from 4 exons. NCBI's taxonomy places the organism in Eukaryota, Metazoa, Echinodermata, Asteroidea, Valvatida, Asterinidae. Gene Ontology annotation, molecular function: 2 iron, 2 sulfur cluster binding. Bases 185 to 586 code for a protein of 133 amino acids. Gene Ontology annotation, biological process: iron-sulfur cluster assembly. The record is from RefSeq and is a predicted model, not a curated record.
CUGAAAUUUCCGAUUGCGCCAGACAAAUUUUCAAUCUUUGGCCACGUGAGGGCGCUGUUUAUCAUCGUUGCGAUUAUUUAAUCUUUGACGAGGAGAUAUUCUGGCGAGACAUUACUAGUCAUCCAAAAAUGCAAUGAAACUAUGUCCGAAACCAACCUCUUUGCUCCAGUAAUCUCAUCACACAAUGUCGGCAGCAGCAGGUAGCAUCGGCCGCGCCACGGUGCGCGCCAUGCAAGGCCGCAAACGACUCAUCCCACAGAGGGCAGCGCUGGUCUUGUCCAAAAGUGCGGUGGAGAAAAUCCAAGGACUUUUGCAGGAAAAGCCAGAGGUUGUUGGCUUGCGCGUCGGAGUCAAGACGAGGGGCUGUAAUGGGCUGACGUACACGCUGGACUAUGCAACAGAGAAGGGGAAAUUUGAUGAAGAGGUGGUACAAGAUGGAGUGAGGGUCUUCGUCGACUCCAAGGCCCAACUGACGCUCCUGGGCACCGAGAUGGACUACGUACAGAGCACGCUCAGUAGUGAGUUCGUCUUCAACAACCCCAACAUCAAAGGCGUCUGCGGGUGCGGGGAGAGCUUUAAUGUUUGAUGGACUCGCAAUCUGGAGGUUGUACAAAGAACUGGAGAAACGGGUGGGGAGGUUAUUGCAGGAAGGGGUGGGGGUCUCGUGUGGGAAGUGCAGACAAAAUCUACAAAGACUGCUCAGCCAAAAAAAGAACAUGCAAUUGAAAAACAAAUCAAUUUUAUUAGGUGAAACUCAAAUAUAGCUCAAGGAAAACACGUCUUUGAUAUCUACUAGAAAAAAAUAUAAAUAUUCAGAGUUGCUUACAAAUUUGCCACCGGUUAAUUAAGAGACUGAACCCUUAGAAUUUGGUUUCGUAAAGCACGCACAAGUGAUAUGAACUACUGUGUACAAAAUUUAGAAUCUCUAAUGGUACUGUGUAUUGAAUAAGAAAUGUACUGCCGUGAUUGUAAACAUUCUAAAAAUGUUUCGCUUAUUGCUUAGGUGCUUGCAUUAUAAGUAUGGAUAAUCCACACACACAAAAAUGGGUGUGAAAAUUAAUGAACCCUCCUGUUGUUUGAUCAGUCACAGACAAUCAAUAAUUUCUUCCACUUCUGCUAUGCAUUUGUGUACAGCCUAGUAAAAAAAAAACGGUCACAUCAUAUUCGUGUAAACACUGUGACUAGUCAAAUUCCAUCAACAGACAUAACAGGCAACUUGUAGGUACAGCUGGCAUAUCAAUCACCUCCAUCAAAGCAUGGCUAUAUCACAUUAACAAGGGAUUUUUUUAACUGUCAAAAAAAGUCACUUGAUUGAUUUCGACUGCUGUGAUGAGAUACCUGAUUUUGCCAGCCAGAGAAGGAGGUAUUUAUUACAUUUCGCAAUGUUUUGGAGGGGAGGAGUAAUGAAUUACAAAGAAAUGUCGUCGUCCAGGAUGAUUGUGGAUUUGGCAGCAUUUAUGAAAGUUUAAUUAUGGUCUUUUUUCAGUAAAAAAUAUAAAAUCUGCGUUUUUACAAAUGGCUGAAACAACUUUGGUAUUUGGUCAAAAUAUUUAAUUUUGUUUUUAUUAAUUUAAGAUUGGCGGCAUUUCAAAUUUGCAAAAUCCGGUUGUACAGUAUUUUUAAAGAUAAAAAUAUGUAAAGUGAUUGGAAUGUUGUAUUUAAGAAGAAAUUAAAUGUUUUACUUGUUGAAAGCAAA